Messenger RNA from Oncorhynchus mykiss (rainbow trout), 2706 nucleotides. Its product is annotated as septin-2. The record is from RefSeq and is a predicted model, not a curated record. Gene Ontology annotation, biological process: cell division. NCBI's taxonomy places the organism in Eukaryota, Metazoa, Chordata, Actinopteri, Salmoniformes, Salmonidae. Gene Ontology annotation, molecular function: GTP binding.
GUUGCACUGCCUCCCACCCGUGAAAAAAGACAAACGGGCGUCAUGGGAUGAGGGCGGGACAUUGGAGCUGUUUCCGGAGUCCCUUCCCUGGCCUGGGAUAGAAAGAAGAGGGGGGAAAUACUUCUGUUUAUUUACAUUUCAUAAGUUACACACAGGUUCAGGCGACCAGCAGCAGUGGCCAUGUCUCAGUCUGCAGAGAAAGGGAAGUUCCCCGAGGCAGCAGGAUAUGUGGGUUUUGCCAACCUGCCCAACCAGGUGCACAGGAAGUCAGUGAAGAAGGGAUUUGAGUUCACCCUCAUGGUCGUUGGAGAGUCUGGUUUGGGCAAGUCUACGCUGAUCAACAGCCUGUUUUUGACAGACCUCUACCCAGAGCGAUACAUCCCUGGGGCCGCAGAGAAGAUUGAGCGGACGGUGCAGAUAGAAGCCAGUACGGUGGAGAUUGAGGAGAGGGGCGUGAAGCUCCGCCUUACUGUGGUCGACACCCCAGGAUACGGAGAUGCCAUCAACAGCCAGGACUGCUUUAAGACCAUCAUCCAGUACAUUGAUAACCAGUUUGAGCGUUACCUUCAUGAUGAGAGUGGCCUGAACCGCAGACACAUCGUAGACAACAGAGUCCACUGCUGCUUCUACUUCAUCUCUCCUUUUGGACACGGUCUGAAGCCUCUGGAUGUGGAGUUUAUGAAGGCCAUUCACAGCAAGGUCAACAUCGUCCCUGUCAUCGCUAAGGCUGACACACUCACACUGAAAGAGAGAGACCGCCUUAAGAGGAGGAUCCUGGAUGAGAUUGCAGAGCAUGGCAUCAGGAUCUACCAGCUGCCAGACGCUGACUCAGAUGAGGAUGAGGAGUUCAAGGAGCAGACACGAGUACUGAAGGCGAGCAUUCCAUUUGCUGUGAUUGGUUCGAACCAGCUGAUUGAGGUGAAAGGGAAGAAAAUCAGAGGUCGUCUCUACCCCUGGGGGGUCGUGGAGGUGGAGAACCCAGAGCACAACGACUUCCUCAAACUACGCACCAUGCUUGUCACCCACAUGCAGGACCUCCAGGAGGUCACACAGGACCUGCACUACGAGAACUUUCGCUCAGAGAGACUGAAGAGAGCUGGCAGAGCUGUGGAAGAGGAUGUGGUUGACAAAGACCAGAUUCUCCUGCAGAAGGAGGCUGAGCUGAGGCGUAUGCAGGAGAUGAUUACCCAGAUGCAGGCACAGAUGAAGAUGAAGGGAGAUGAGUGAAAAGAGAGGGAUCAGGGAGGGAGAAGAGAGGAGCCCCUCACCCAUCAAACCCUCUGUGCGUCUAAAACUCCAUCAUGGUUGUACUGCUGGGCGCACUCAUCACCGCCUAUCCCUCAGUGUGUCAGUCAAUCAAUUAACCAAUCAACCAAUUAAAGGUCCUCAAUAACCUAAUUUUAAUUUGGAAGUCUUCAAUAUGGCCCCUAGUUCACCGUGGUACUGAGAUCCACUGAUCUGCUAGUCUGAGUGUUGUUUUGGAAAGCGUUACUGACGUUAUGACAUGAGGUAUGUUUGUCAGGAGUGUUAUAACAUGACAUAAUAAAGGAUAUGGGUUAUGAUAUAUAAUAAGACAUACUGUAAAGACAAUGAUUGCAUGUUCUCCCAAUAAGUGACUAAUGAUGUAAAUUUGUUUUCAUCAGUACUACUAAUUAUGUCUCAUGUACAACGCAGAUCUUCCAUUGAUAAUGGUACUAAUACAUCUCAUUGUUAGACAACAAUCAGACUUCAGUGUUUACAGAAUGUUAAGGGAAUGUGUUGAGUAUAUUAAGAGGACAUAUCAGUCCAGGUGUAGUAAUAAGUGUCCCUCAGGUGGCACUGUAGUCUGUUCUAUAAGCACAAUACUUGGAAAUAACUAUAAAAGUAAUAUAGAUAGACUUGUGUGGAAAUAUCCCACAUAUUAAAAAUGUUGAUUUUUUUUUUAACCUUAUCACAUUUGGUCUAUAUUUUGAAAUAUUUACGAAACUUUGUGCUUCUGUUGUAUUGGAGACAGUUUGCCUUGGGCUCAAGUGUUUUCAAACUAUGCACAACCGUGUCAUGUCUUAAUUUGGUUAAUAUGCCUUUUGUAUCUCCUAAGAUGUGCACUUAAACCUUUCAGCAACGUUUGUCUUUAUUACUUCCAUUACAUCAUGAGCAGUUAUAGCAUUUAUGUGGGUUUUUUCUUUGGUUGUGUUUUUGUGGGAUUUUCCUAAAGGGGUUUUUCAAUGAUUUACUGUAUGCACAUUACUCUUCUCAUAUUAGCCAGCUCCAUGGAACUUACAGUAUUAAACUGAAUUCCUAACUAUUUUCUGAUUCACCAUGUGCAUGUCCCAAAUGGAACCCAAUUCUUAUAUGGUGCACUACUUUUGACCAGAGCCUAACCAGACCCCCGGGCAAAAGUAGUGCACUAUAUAGGGAAUAGUGUACCAUUUGGGACACUACCCAUGUCUGUCUGUGGCUGUGCCAUCCCACUUUCUAGACUACUGACUAUCUUAUACAGUGAACACCUCUCUCUGUGUUCAGAAAUGUGUUGUUUGUGUUUAGGAGUGCUAUCGUCAGUUGCUUUGGCAUCGUCUCUGUAACCUGGUUCUUUCUGCUUAGUUGGUCAAAAGAUUUGUCUCUUUUGAAUCUUCGAGCCAUUAACCAAACUAGGCUUGAGACCUUUUUUUUAGUAGUUUCUCAACUUUUGCACUGCAAUUUCAGAAAUAAAGUUUCCGUAGAAGCAGA